AGUGAUAGCUGCUUGGCAUUUCUCAGGGCGGGUUUGCUGAUGUGACAACAAUGAGACAGUACCAAACAGGGGUGGACUGACAACUCAUGGGGCCCCCAGGCAAUAUGGGAUCAUGGGGCUCCUGUGUCCUUGCCCAAACAAAAAAGCCUAUGAAAAAGGUACCAGGGGCAUCUCAUGGGGCCCCCUACUGACCCCGGGCCCUCGGGCAGUGCCUGAGUAUCCAAAUGGUCAGUCUGCCCCU
Molecule: messenger RNA, 241 nt
Organism: Staurois parvus
Lineage: Eukaryota; Metazoa; Chordata; Amphibia; Anura; Ranidae
Source: the annotation of a GenBank genome assembly